Molecule: messenger RNA, 1433 nt
Organism: Macadamia integrifolia
Lineage: Eukaryota; Viridiplantae; Streptophyta; Magnoliopsida; Proteales; Proteaceae
Exons: 9
Coding region: 34-1044 (336 amino acids)
Source: RefSeq, a predicted model, not a curated record
GCUCUGUUUUGGGGAAAUUCAAGAGUGAAGGAAAUGUCGGGUAGUUUCGGCGUCAAUGGUGGCGGUAUGGAUGAUGUGUAUCGGCCACUCCCUUCCGUCUACCUGGGUUUCUUAUCAAUCUGGUUCCUUUCGGCAUUCUCUUGGACAUUUAAUACUUGGAACAACCGCCAUUAUCAGUCUAAUAACCAUCUGCAGUGGACGCUCGCCUCUGUUCCAUUGAUUAAAGUUCUGCAGCUUACACUUUCCUUUCUCUUUUGGUAUUCCUGCUAUAAUUUUCAGACUUGCUCCCUGUGGAUGUCAUUUGGGGUGUACGUAACAGGAGCACUCUUUCAGACGGUUUCUUUUGUGUCCUUUUUGCUCAUUUCUCAUGGUUACUGUAUCAUGUGUGAGCGUCUUUCAGUACCUGAGCGCCGUACUACUGCUGCACUUGGGUGUGUUUGCUAUUUGACUCUAGUUGGUUACAGAGCUUCUGUACCUUACUUCACAGUCCUUUUGAUACUUAAUUACUUCAUAUCUUUCUAUGUUAUCUUCCACCACAUAUCUCAGAAUCUCCUGGUUUUGCGCGAACAAUUAAGCUCUAUAGAGGAUGAAGACAUACAUACAAUGCAUAAUGCUGUAUAUACAAAAUACACUAUGUUCAAGAAAUUUCAAAGUGCAAUGCAGAUAGUAGCCAUGGCAGAAACCGUGAUAUACAUAAAUAUGGAUGAUACCUCAGAUAAUUACUGGCUCCGUGUUUUAGUUCGGGAGUGGUCACAGCUCUGCAUCUUCUUGUAUAUUGGGUGGACUUUCAGGUCACAAGAAUUCUCAUCCAAUUUCUCAGUUGUGCCCAAUCUAAAGUUUAAGGGGGAGAACAUGAUGCCUCCCAUCUACAGCAUAGAAAUGGAUGCUGCAGCUUUCAGAAAUUUCAGCUCUCAUGAAUGGCACAUAGGGGUGCAAACUUCCUCUCCUCCAAAUGCAGAAAGGUCUGCAGAUUCGUUUCUAGUCAUAGUUCAGCAUCCUCAUGCUCAUAAAGCAACCACUGGAAGCAAAAUAAACCACACCUAGCUGCUACUGUGCCACAACUACAAUCACGGCACCAAAGAUUUGGAUCAGGGUUCGUUUUCAUGAAAUAGCAAUAUGGUAAAACAAUUAAGGACCUGAAUUGAUUGAUACCUUUUGCUUCUACGACUACUAUCGGUGUCGAGUAGGGGCUUUGACUGCAAAUAUCUCAUGAAGGCAGAAGGACAAGUCUAAAACUUCUUUAUCCUUUAUACAAGUUAUUUUCUGUUGCAGCCACCUGAAAGCAAGGUCUGCACACUUGAGAGUCUUUAACUUUACCCUUUUGUGCUAGAAUAUUGAGCUCAUUCACUCCCUCCCACCAGUUAAAAUGUAUAUUAUUGUAUCAUCUUUCUGAUUAUGGGAGCAUAAAGUUAUUUGAAAUUGCAAUUUAUGAA